UGGAAAUUGUAUGGGAAAAAGUUGGAGGACUUUGCGAAGCGUAAUACUCCCAAUACAUUUUCUGGAACCAAGAGACAAUCUGCAACAACCCAAAAACCUGAACCAUAUACUAGCACUCCAGCAGAAGUAAUUGGCAAGCAGAAAAUACAUCACGACUAGCCAAGAACUAUACAGUAAAUAAGAAGCAUGUCAGCCAUCAAACGAUUCUUUGAGAAAAAGAAACUUGAUGUAAAAUUCAAGAAAGCUGGAGGGGGUAAGAAAUUGACAGAUGAGUCUCGUCAGAUUAGCCCACGACCUUCCAAUAGUGCUGGAGGAGCAAAGCCCAUGGUUCAGACAGACGCACAGAGAGCUGCUGCCCAAGCUGCUCUUGCUCGUAUGGAACAGCCUAGGCAAGGAACAGCCAAGCCAUCUAUGAGAACACACAUACGUUCUGAGGUCGAGGCUGAAAUGAAAGCGAGGGAAAAGUCUAGCUCUUCAGCUACUCCAGAUCUUGGUCCCAAAGAGGUUAUUAAGGAUGCUGCACCAAUGAUAAGUUCAGUUAAAUUUAAAUGUCCUCUUGUUGGUGAUGUUGUUCUCCCAAAGGCUGAAAUGGAGACUUAUAUAGAAGACUUUCUAAUGAAACAACUAGUCGAAGAACCAACUAUGGCCUCAGCAUUGAUGAUACAUACUUUAAACAAAGAUAAAGAAAAGGUUAGAAUCGGGAUUGAAACUCUGUGCAAAUAUUUGGACAAUAUAAUAUCUCACCCGGGAGAGGAGAAAUAUUUGAAGAUAAGGAUAAACAACAAGGCAUUCCAGGAGAGGGUAAAUAGUCUUAAAGGAGUACAAGAGUUCCUCCAAGCAGGAGGAUUUGAAAUAAAGCGCCUACCAGGUCCAGGAGAAGAUGCUCCAGAGGAAAAAUUUUUCAUUAUGAACCCUGAACGUGGUAUGGACACAGAAGCAUUAAUGAACUUUAAAGAUUUGUUGUUUAUAGCUGAGCCAAUUAGGCCACAGCUAGAUAGAGACAUGAAAGUGUUCUAUCCCUCGCAGUAUGCCAACAGAAUUGAAGUUCCCCCAGAUUUCUAUGCUGUCUCUCAAGAGGAAAUCAAGCGUGAACAACAAGCGAGAACCGAAGCUGUUGAGAAGUUGGGAAUGUUGCGUACAAAAGCCAUGCGGGAGAGAGAUGAACAAAGGGAAUUACGUAAAUAUAGAUACACAUUGCUGCGUAUUCGAUUUCCCGAUGAUAUCAUACUCCAGGGCAUUUUUCGAGCUUUGGAUAAACUUCAGUCUGUCAUGGAGUUUAUCCGUGAGAAUCUGGAGAAUGAUUGGAUGCCAUUUAUGCUAAAUACAUCCACUGGACAAAAAUUGACAAAUGAAGAGUGCAAUCUGGCAGAGUUAGGCUUGGCUCCAGCAGCUGUGCUGAAUUUCACAUGGGAUGCAGCUGUGUUAGCAGAUGUUCAAAAGCAAGGUGUUAGACAAGUGAGACAUCUAAAUGAUGCUGCUCUUGCCAAAAUAGAAAAUCUGUAAAACGUUAACUUUUUGUUGAAGUUUUGACUUUGCUUAUUUGUUAAGAUUUUUAAAUUCAGUUUUCUUUGGUUUAUAUUGUGCAAUAUCUUGGAUGUUAAUAGCUCAAAGUGGUGAGGGCAAGGGUGACCAAGUCAUCUGGUCUGGUUAUUAUCAAGGUAACUUUGAUAUAAACUUACUGGUUGCUAAGUGAUACAAUGCUAGCAUGCUUGUUUAAAUUCCAUGUUAACAAAUUGAUAAAUUGUCAUAAAUUGACAAAUUCUUCAAUCCUAAAUUUAUUACAACACAAAUUCCUAAUGAUUGGUGAAAAGAACAAGCCUGAAUUGGAUACUUUUUGCUGUAUUUUCUUCCAAUUAGUGUAAUAAGAUUUCUUAUACAUAGAGACAAUUUGGAAAUUGGUCUAUAUGACUAUGUCUCACAUUUUC
Molecule: messenger RNA, 1925 nt
Organism: Owenia fusiformis
Lineage: Eukaryota; Metazoa; Annelida; Polychaeta; Sabellida; Oweniidae
Source: the annotation of a GenBank genome assembly